Aspergillus novofumigatus IBT 16806 is the source of this 1380-nucleotide messenger RNA. Its product is annotated as putative lipase. NCBI's taxonomy places the organism in Eukaryota, Fungi, Ascomycota, Eurotiomycetes, Eurotiales, Aspergillaceae. The record is from RefSeq and is a predicted model, not a curated record. The transcript has a single exon. Bases 1 to 1380 code for a protein of 459 amino acids.
AUGAGGUGGAGUUCCUUGCUGAAGGCAGCCGUCCUGUACAGGGCAAUCUUUAGUCCCUUGGUUUCUGGUGCAGUGCUUCCUCGCGGCGCCGUUCCAACCGCUUCGGAUUCAAGUCUUGUUUCGAUCCUGUCUAGUGCUGCCAAUGAUUCUUCAAUCAAAAGCGAGGCUCAGAGCACUGCCUCCUCAAUCGCGUCAAAAAUCGACGAGACUGAGAACAGUCGCUCGACGAAGGACGAUGAGUCUGUGCAGGACGCCUUCGACAAGAUUCAAUCCAUCUUUGCAGAUGGCACUCCUGAUUUCUUGAAAAUGGCGCGUGAAAUCCUCACGGUGGGAUUGAUACCGGCCGACAUUCUCUCUUUCUUGAAUGGCUACCUCAACUUGGAUCUCAACUCGAUUCACAACCUGAACCCCAGUCCGAAGGGCCAAGCCAUUUACCCGGUCAAAGCUCCAGGAGAUGCCCGUUACUCAGUCGCAGAAAAUGCACUGCGAGCAGCGAUUCAUAUCCCCACCUCGUUCGGCUAUGGUAAGAAUGGAAAGAAGCCUGUGAUUCUGGUUCCCGGAACUGCUACACCCGCUGGGACGACUUAUUACUUCAACUUCGGCAAGUUGGGAAGCGCCGCAGAUGCUGACGUGGUUUGGCUCAACAUCCCCCAGGCCUCGCUGAAUGACGUUCAGAUCAACUCUGAAUACGUCGCUUAUGCAAUCAAUUAUAUUUCGGCCAUUUCAGAAUCCAACGUCGCGGUUCUUUCAUGGUCCCAAGGCGGACUGGAUACUCAAUGGGCCCUGAAGUACUGGCCAUCUACCCGAAAAGUGGUUGAUGAUUUCAUCGCCAUCAGCCCUGAUUUCCACGGGACGGUCGUGAGGUCACUUGUGUGCCCGUGGCUGGCAGCGCUUGCCUGCACUCCGUCGCUGUGGCAGCAGGGGUGGAACACAGAGUUUAUCAGAACUCUGCGAGGCAACGGAGGGGACUCUGCAUAUGUUCCCACAACCACCAUCUAUUCCACAUUCGAUGAGAUCGUACAGCCUAUGAGCGGCAGCCAGGCGUCCGCCAUCCUUUCAGACUCCCGGGCUGUCGGCGUAUCUAAUAACCACCUACAGACCAUCUGCGGCGGCAAGCCUGCAGGAGGGGUUUACACUCAUGAGGGUGUCUUGUACAACCCACUCGCAUGGGCAUUAGCGGUUGAUGCGCUAACCCAUGAUGGCCCGGGCGAUCCGUCACGGCUGGAUCUUGACGUAGUAUGCGGGCGUGCGCUACCACCCCAGCUUGGCCUAGAUGAUUUGCUAGGCACAGAAGGACUGCUGCUUAUCGCAUUAGCAGAAGUUCUUGCAUAUAGGCCCAAAACCUUUGGCGAGCCAGCCAUUGCGAGCUACGCUAAUUGA